AUGGAGGCGGCUGCCGAACGGCGGAGGGAGCGGCGGCGGUGGGAGGUGGCGGUGAAGGCCGAGAAGCGGAGCCCGCGGCGUUCCGGCUCCCGCUCGGCCCGUGGCAGCCAGUCACCGCCGGCCGAGGAGCGGCGGGGCAGCCGCGGCAGGAGCAGCAGAUCGCCCAAAAAGAAGAGCAAGUCUGGCCGGAGGAGCAAGUCUCCGCGCGGCAGGCGGAGCCGGAGCCCGCACCACGGCGCUGUGAGGGUAAAGCAGAGUUGCUGCUCUUUCAAUUCUAGUUUCAUCAUUAUAAGUCUCUCUUUUUCAUCUCAGGAACGAGAUGAUCAUCCUCGUAGAGGAAACGAGGAGCGAAAGCAGCGAUACCCAUCAGAGCAAGAACACAGGCGAGACAGAAGUAGUGACAGAGACAGGCACAGAGAUCACUCAGACAGGAGGAAAAAUCCAAGUGAAAGGCCUGGAGGUCGAGGCCACGAGCGAGAGAGAGAUGUUCAGAACAUCCGCGAGCAGCAAGCAGAGAGGGAGUUCUAUAAUGAGAGAAGACGAGAGCAUCGACAGAAUAACGAAGGGAGUGGUGUUGACCAGAACCCAGAACACAGGCAAUCUGAUAACAAACCAAAAGAUAAAGCUGCAAACAAAGAAAAACCAAGCUUUGAACUGUCCGGUGCGCUCCUGGAGGAUACCAACACUUUCCGAGGCGUUGUGAUCAAGUACAGCGAGCCCCCAGAAGCUCGGAUUCCAAAGAAACGAUGGCGCCUUUAUCCUUUCAAAAACGAUGAGUUCCUGCCUGUCAUGUACAUUCACAGGCAGAGCGCGUACCUGCUGGGCAGGCACCGCAGGAUAGCAGAUAUUCCCAUCGACCACCCCUCCUGCUCGAAGCAGCACGCUGUGUUUCAGUACCGGCUUGUGGAGCACACUCGUGCCGAUGGCACAGUUGGCCGCCGAGUAAAGCCAUACAUAAUUGAUCUUGGCUCUGGUAAUGGUACUUUCCUAAAUAACCAGCGGAUUGAACCUCAGCGUUACUAUGAACUAAAAGAAAAGGAUGUACUGAAGUUUGGAUUCAGCAGCAGGGAAUACGUUCUUCUCCACGAAUCCUCAGAUAAAUCUGAGGCCAACGCAAAGGACGAUGACGAGGAGGAGGAGAAGGAGGAAGAGUCUGACAGUUAACAGCCAAGAAGGAAACUGGGGGCAGGGAGCAGGGGAGAGAAAUUUUUUUUUUCAAUAAAACACACAUUGGGAUGUAAACAUUGGAGCAUCACAGCACUGAUGCCUCUUACUGCCUUAAAGUCCUUCUUCUGUUGCUGAAUGGUUCUCAUGGUUUAUUCUGGGGGACCUCACUGCUUAGUCGUCUUGGAUAGGUCUGCAUAUCAGGAAAUCCAACUCUUUCCCCCACCCUGACAAACAAAAGAGCACCUGGAUGUGAAUGUUCUGAUGCUGGAAAUAUUCAGCAAAUGUUCAAAGACUUCUAGAAAAAAAUGAUGUAGAACGCAGCAAGCGUAUUUAAAAUUAUUUUUAUUAACUGUUUUGUCAUAAUCCUUUGAAAAUGCUACUGAACUGAGAUCUUAGUUAAAAAGUAACCUGAUACAUUUUUUUUGUAACAUGUCUUGUUUGGUAGAGUUUGCCAAAUUCCUUGGCCAGUUAGGAGUUCUAGACAGGAGAAUUUACCAGGCUUGCUACUAAAGGGGCAGAAAUGUUGCAAAGCCCCCCAGGUAUCUGCAUGUCUUGGGUAGCUGGUUUGCACUGUGAUAACUCUGAGCAAUGGGCAUUUCACCGGGAUGUACUGGCUGCGGGUUACAAGGUAAGUGAGAAUACAAGGAAAUGCUUCCUGAGGUUUUGGGUUGCAGUAAUAUGGGCUGGGAGGGCUGAGGUCCAGUCAGUGCAGGUCCAGUACACAUUGCAGCAAAGAAUGCUGAAACUGUUACUGGAUAUCGAGUGUCUCCUCCUGAAGCUCGGGCUUUUAUUUCUGUCAGCUCCAUGAGUAACUUAAUGUUUUGGUUUGUAAUUACGUAUUGUACCUGUUACCUGGUGGCAUGUUUUUACCGGUUUGCACUAUUUAAGUUUUCUUUAUAUAAAAAAAAAAAAAUUAAACUAUCCUUUGUUUAAAACAUUCUCCCCCCCCCCCCCUGUAAAAGAAAACAAUGCUUUAGGAAGAGGAAAAAAAAAACAAAACAAUUCCACUUACUGAAAGAAAAUGCAUCUUACCUGUUUGUGGAUGUCUUCUUCCUAUGGUGUGCUUGUUGAUAAAAGAAACGUGACGUUUUCCACUCUGUUGACUGAGUAGCCUGGGUGUUUGUUCUGUGGUCGCAUACACUCUUCAGACAUGCUGUGUACAUACACCGUGCAUACAAACGUUGCAUACUGUAUACACACGCUCGAACACGGAUGGUGUAAAUAGGGGGCGCUGACGUAGGUUUUCAAGUAGUAGGCAGAAUGAACUUUGACUAGAAGGAUCUCCUUUAUAAUAUACUCUAGAGGUUUUUAAAUAAAGAAUUUGUAAAUUCAGCCCUA
This is a messenger RNA of Numida meleagris (helmeted guineafowl), 2505 nucleotides long. RefSeq names its product Smad nuclear interacting protein 1 (gene SNIP1). The record is from RefSeq and is a predicted model, not a curated record. Gene Ontology annotation, biological process: miRNA processing. Bases 1 to 1164 code for a protein of 387 amino acids. The transcript has 4 exons. Gene Ontology annotation, molecular function: mRNA binding; protein binding. Gene Ontology annotation, cellular component: nucleus. Lineage: Eukaryota; Metazoa; Chordata; Aves; Galliformes; Numididae.